GCAGAGUGUUUCUCAGAAUACCUGUGUCAGUGGUGUUUGUGGGUCUGAGGUUGCCAUGUUGGGGGUCCCUGGGGCAGGAGGCGUUUCUGCUCGAAAGCAGUGGGUGCGCCACCCUGACUGUAUGCCCGCGGAGCUGACCACACUCGGACGAUUCGUGUUGCAGCGAGUUCUGGGGGAGGUAGCUCUGCCCGCCGAGCUCCCAAGGGGCUCAUCUGGAGGGCUGCUUCAGCCAGCCUCUGCUCCAGCGGUCUGUCGGCUCCUCCCCGAUUCCCUCCCCUCCCCCCCCCCCAACUCCCGAUUCCCAGCCUAGCGUGCUCCCGGAGCCCACCCCCUCUUUUGGGCGCGAGGCCCCGCCCCCCACCCCCUUUCCUCUGCCACAAAGUUUAUUUGCAACAAAAGGGAGCUAGGAGAGAGCAGCUCAGAGGGAGGGAGCGGGAGCAGAAGCUCAAGGAGAGGCAGGCCGGCCGGCUGAGGAGGGGGCGCAGAGCCGAGGAACUAAGCGUCGGGAUCCUGCCGGGACCGGGUUGGGUCGAGAUGCUCCGGGCCGCACCGGGCGAGGCGGGGGCUGGGCCCAGGAGUCGACGCUGAGGCGGGAGGGGUCGCGUGGGAUGGAGCCGAGGCGGCCCGCGCGCCCAGAAACUUGAGCCGCCGCAGCUAAACCUCUGCUUGGGUCUCUGCACCCUUACCCCGCUAAUUGCCUCGCACUGCGACUUGCGAGACCCCGGCCUUGGGACCCCGGCCGCUGCGCUUCUUCGGGACGGGGGCGCAGGGGGGGUUGGCCGCGGCUCCCCGAGGCCAGCCCCCCCAGAGUGAGUCCCGCCACCAUGGCGGACGGGGCGCCCCGGCCCCAGCUAUAUCGCAGCGUCUCGUUCAAGCUCCUGGAGCGCUGGAGCGGCGGGCCCGGGCAGAGGGAAGAGGCCACGGACGCUCCGGGACUGCGGCGCCGCUCCUCGUGCCGACCGGUCGCGGCCGUCCCGGCCCAGCCCUCCCGGCGCGUGUCCAAGCUGGCGUCGGGGCCCCCGGCCGCCCCCGCGCAGCCGCGCCCGCUCCGCAGCCUCUCGCCGUCGGUGCGCCAGCUCUCCCGGCGCUUCGACGCACAGCGUCUGGACGACAACUCCACCGGGGCCCGAGACGGGGGCGUUUCCCCGGCGGCAGCAGAAGAAGCGGCAGAGGGAGCCGCGCGCGGAGCCUGGCCCAGCGUCACGGAGAUGCGCAAGCUCUUCGGGGGCCCUGGCUCCAGGCGGCCCAGUGCCGACUCAGAGGCCUCGGGGACGCCCAGCCCUGACGGGGCCGCGUGGGAGCCCGCGACCCGGGAACCCCGACAGCCCCCGACGCCACCUCCUCGGACGUGCUUCCCUUUGGCGGGCCUGCGUUCGGCGCGGCCGCUGCCCGGCCCGGGGAUCGAGGGGAGGAGGCGGCGGCAGCAACUGGAGCGAGCGCAGCGUCCGGCGGAUGGUUUACAUUCUUGGCAUAGCUUCUCCCAACCGCAGGCCUGGGCCCGGGCCUCCUCCUCCUCCUCCUCCUCCAUCGUUUCCUCCUAUCCUGUCAGCCGCAGCCGGGCUGCCAGCUCCAGCGAGGAGGAAGAGGAGGGCCCGCCGCCGCCGCUGCCCGGGGCGCAGAGUCCGGCCUACCACGGCGGCCACUCCUCAGGCAGUGACGAGGACCAAGACGGUGAGGGUGGCCACUGCCGGGGAGGGAGGACGGGACCCAGGCCUGGAAGCUCCUCUUUGGAUAAGGACUGUAGGCCGGACAGUUAUGGGUUAAAUCCGAGCAGCAUGGACUCGGCAGGGGGAUCUGGGAGCCCCGAUCCUCCAACUCCUCCAAGAGCUCCUAGCGAGGAAGGACCCCAAGAGUGGGGUGCUGGCUCUUCCCCCUAUGUACCAGGCCCCCAGGAAGGACUUCGGCCCUUGUCAGACACUGUGGGGGGAACGUUCCGCGUGGCCAAGGUGAGCUUUCCCGCGUACCUGGCCAGCCCUGCAGGCUCCCGCGGUAGCAGCCGUUAUUCCAGCACAGAGACUCUCAAGGAUGAGGAGCUGUGGGCUAGCCGGGGUUCUGGGAACUGGGGUGUGUAUCGCUCCCCCAGCUUUGGAGCCGGGGAAGGGCUCGUCAGGCCCCAGGUGCGAAGCCGCACCAAGGGACCUGUGGGCACCAUGAGGGUAUCGAGGGAUGGCGGAUUGGACCUAGACAAGAGCCGGCAACGGAAGUCCCUGUCGAAUCCAGAUAUUGCCUCGGAGACCCUGACGCUACUCAGUUUUCUACGUUCAGACCUUUCAGAGCUGAGGAUCCGAAAGCCUGGUGGGCGACCUGGAGACCUUGGAAGUGGCCCGGUAGAUGGCAGAGAUUCACCAUCAGCAGAUAGCUCGGUGGGGCAACUUGGGCCCAUGCCUGCCCCAGCCCCAGCAUCAUCUGGCACCCGCCCCACACUGAAGGACUUGACAGCCACCCUCCGAAGGGCAAAGUCCUUUACCUGCUCUGAGAAGCCCAUGGCCCGCCGCCUAUCCCGCACUGGUGUCCUGAAGCCCAGCUCCUCUGAACUCCUGCUGGCAGGCCCAGGUGCCGAGGAGGAUCCACUGCCCCUCGUCGUCCAGGAUCAGUAUGUUCAAGAGGCCCGUCAGGUUUUUGAGAAGAUCCAGCGCAUGGGUGCCCAGCAGGAUGAUGGCAAUGAUGUCCCCUCUGGGAGUCCUGACUGGGCAGGAGACAUGACCGGAGGGCAGCGGUCUCAAGAAGAACUCUCCGGCCCUGAGUCGAGUCUAACAGAUGAGGGCAUUGGAGCGGACCCUGAGCCUUCUGUUUCAGCAUUUUGCAGCCUGGGUCCCACAGGAGUUUGGCGACCCCUCUCCUCAUCCUCAGCCCAGACCAACCACCAUGGCCCUGGGGCUGAAGAGAGUCUGGGAGGGUGGGCCCUGGUGUCCCCUGAUACCCCUCCCACACCUGGUGCCCUCCGCCGCAGACGCAAAAUCCCACCUUCAGGCCCUGGUGGGACUGAACUGAGCAAUGGGGAGGCAGGUGAGGCCUACCGGUCUCUGAGUGACCCAAUUCCACAGCGCCACCGGGCCGCCGCCUCUGAGGAGCCCUCUGGGUUCUCUGUGGAUAGCAACCUCCUGGGUUCACUGAGCCCCAAGACAGGGCUUCCGACAGCCCUAGCUAUGGAUGAGGGCUUGACCAGUGGCCACAGUGACUGGUCUGUAGGCAGUGAAGAGAGCAAGGGAUACCCCGAGGUUAUUCAGAGCAUUGUUCAGGGGCCAGGUGCCUUAGGGUAUGUGGUGGAUGACAGGGUUGCUGGCAAAGCCCCCAAGAAGAAAUCUCUGAGUGACCCCAGCCGCCGUGGGGAGCUGGCUGGGCCUGGAUUCGAGGGUCCUGGAGGGGAGCCCAUCAGAGAGGUCGAGCCCAUGUUGCCUCCGUCCAGCAGCGAGCCCAUCCUGGCUGAGCGGCGGGCAGAACCAGAAGAGCCCAGUCCUGCCAGGGGCCGGGCACAGUCUGAGAGGGCCCUACCUGAGGCCCCACAUGCUUCUUCCACUGCCCACCAUGAUUUCCACCUUGACCCGAAACUUGCUAACAUUCUGUCCCCACGGCUCAUUCGCCGUGGUUCCAAGAAGCGCCCAGCCCGGAGCAGUCAUCAGGAGCUCUCAAGAGAGGAGGGCAAUCAGGACCAGGCUGGCAGCCUGUCUCUGGCCCGACCCUCCUCCAAACACAUUCGCCAUGCUAGUGUGCCUGCCACCUUCACACCCAUCGUGGUGCCUGAGACCCCGACUUCCGUUGGCCCCGCUGUGGCUGUGCCAGAGCCCAUGGGCUUCCCUGCCAAAGCCCACCCCACGAUGCAGGCACCAUCUCUUGAGGACGUCACUAAGCAGUACAUGCUGACCCUCCACUCCAGUGGGGUCCCUGCCCCAGUGCCUGUGGAUAUGCCCUGCCUGACUCCCACCGCACCACCGACUGCGGAGGUCAAGCCCCCUGAGGCAGCCCGGGCUCCAGAUGAGCCUGCCCCAGCCAGCAAGUGCUGCAGCAAGCCACAAGUGGAUAUGCGGAAACACGUGACCAUGACCCUGCUGGACACAGAGCAGUCGUAUGUGGAGUCACUGCGCACUCUGAUGCAGGGCUAUAUGCAGCCACUGAAGCAGCCGGAGAACUCCUUGCUCUGUGACCCGUCACUGGUGGAUGAGAUUUUCGACCAGAUCCCGGAGCUCUUGGAGCACCACGAGCAGUUCCUGGAGCAGGUGCGGCACUGUGUGCAGAACUGGCACGCGCAGCAGAAGGUGGGAGACCUGCUUGUCCAGUCGUUCUCCAAGGAUGUCCUGGUCAACAUCUACUCUGCCUACAUCGAUAACUUUCUCAAUGCGAAGGAUGCCGUGCGUGUGGCUAAGGAGGCGAGGCCUGCCUUUCUCAAGUUCCUGGAGCAAAGCAUGCGUGAGAACAAGGAGAAGCAGGCACUGUCCGACCUCAUGAUCAAGCCUGUGCAGCGGAUUCCACGCUACGAGCUUCUGGUGAAGGACCUCCUGAAGCAUACGCCUGAGGACCACCCGGACUACCCUCUCCUGCUGGACGCGCAGCGGAACAUCAAGCAGGUGGCCGAGCGCAUCAACAAGGGUGUCCGAAGUGCCGAGGAAGCAGAGCGGCACGCCCGAGUGCUGCAGGAGAUUGAGGCCCACAUCGAGGGCAUGGAGGAUCUCCAGGCCCCUCUGCGGCGGUUCCUGAGGCAGGAGAUGGUCAUUGAAGUGAAGGCAGUCGGUGGCAAGAAGGACCGGUCCCUCUUCCUGUUCACGGACCUCAUCGUCUGCACCACCCUGAAGCGGAAGUCGGGCUCCCUGCGGCGCAGCUCCAUGAGCCUGUACACGGCAGCCAGCGUCAUCGACACGGCUAGCAAGUACAAGCUGCUGUGGAAGCUGCCGCUGGACGACGCGGACAUCAUCAAAGGGGCAUCUCAAGCUGCCAAUCGAGAGAACAUCCAGAAGGCGAUCAGCCGCUUGGACGAGGACCUGACCACCCUGGGCCAGAUGAGCAAGCUCUCGGAGAGCCUCGGUUUCCCCCACCAGAGCCUGGAUGACGCGCUGCGGGACCUCUCAGCUGCCAUGCACCGGGACUUGUCGGAGAAGCAGGCCCUGUGCUACGCCCUCUCCUUCCCUCCUACCAAGCUGGAGCUGUGCACCACGAGGCCCGAGGGCACCGACUCCUUCAUUUUCGACUUCCCCCACCCUGAUGCCCGCCUUGGCUUCGAGCAGGCCUUUGAUGAGGCCAAGAGGAAACUGGCCUCCAGCAAAAGCUGUCUAGACCCUGAAUUCCUGAAGGCCAUCCCCAUCAUGAAAACCCGCAGUGGCAUGCAGUUCUCGUGCGCAGCCCCGACCCUGAGCAGCUGCCCCGAGCCCACCCCCGAGGUGUGGGUGUGCAACAGCGACGGCUACGUGGGCCAGGUGUGUCUGCUGAGCCUGCGCGCUGAGCCCGAUGUGGAGGCCUGCAUCGCAGUCUGCUCCGCUCGCAUCCUCUGCAUCGGGGCGGUGCCAGGUCUGCAGCGCUGUUGCCACCGGGAACAGACUGCGUCGCUGAGAAACCCCCCAGAGACGGCACCCGAGCCUACCGGGCCAGACCUGGACGUCGAGGCGGCGGACGAGGAAGCAGCGACGGUGGCUGAGCCAGGGCCCCAGCCAUGCCUGCACAUCUCCAUAGCGGGCUCAGGCCUGGAGAUGACGCCAGGCCCCGCCGAGGGUGACCCCCGCCCGGAGCUAGUGCCCUUUGACAGCGACUCGGAUGAUGAGUCUUCGCCCAGCCCCUCGGGGACCCUGCAGAGCCAGGCCAGCCGGUCCACCAUCUCCUCUAGCUUUGGCAAUGAGGAGACCCCGAGCUCCAAGGAGGCCACAGCAGAGACCACCAGUUCAGAGGAGGAACAGGAGCCUGGCUUCCUGCCACUGUCUGGCUCCUUCGGGCCUGGCGGUCCCUGCGGCACCAGUCCCAUGGAUGGGAGAGCCCUUCGUCGGUCCAGUCGUGGCUCCUUCACCCGCGGCAGCCUGGAGGACCUGCUGAGCGUUGACCCUGAGGCCUACCAGAGUUCCGUGUGGCUGGGCACCGAGGAUGGCUGUGUCCACGUGUACCAGUCCUCUGACAGCAUCCGCGAUCGCAGGAACAGCUUGAAGCUCCAGCACUCGGCCUCUGUGACCUGCAUUCUGUAUCUGAAUAACCAGGUGUUUGUGUCUUUGGCCAAUGGAGAGCUCGUAGUCUACCAAAGAGAAGCAGGCCGUUUCUGGGACCCCCAUAACUUCAAAUCGGUGACCCUGGGUGCUCAGGGGAGCCCCAUCACCAAGAUGGUGUCUGUGGGUGGGCGGCUUUGGUGUGGCUGCCAGAACCGAGUCCUUGUCCUGAGCCCUGACACGCUGCAGCUGGAGCACACGUUCUCCGUGGGGCAGGAUUCCAGUCGCAGCGUGGCUUGCAUGGUGGACUCCAGCCUGGGCGUGUGGGUGACAUUGAAAGGUAGUGCCCAUGUGUGUCUCUACCAUCCAGACACGUUUGAGCAGCUGGCAGAGGUAGAUGUCACACCUCCUGUGCACAGGAUGCUGGCAGGCUCAGACGCCAUCAUCCGGCAGCACAAGGCUGCCUGCCUGAGGAUCACAGCGCUGCUGGUGUGUGAAGAGCUGCUGUGGGUGGGCACCAGUGCCGGCGUGGUGCUCACCAUGCCCACCUCACCCAGCACCAUCAGCUGUCCACGGGCGCCUCUCAGCCCUGCUGGCCUUGGCCAGGGGCACACUGGCCAUGUCCGCUUCUUGGCUGCAGUCCAACUUCCAGACGGCUUCAGCCUGCUCUGCCCAACUCCACCACCUCCCCCAGAUGCAGGCCCCGAGAAGCUGCCCUCACUGGAGCAUCGGGACUCCCCUCGGCACCGAGGCCCUGCCUCGGCCAGGCCUAAAAUGCUGGUGAUCAGUGGAGGCGAUGGCUACGAGGACUUCCGACUUAGCAGUGGGGGCGGCGGCAGCAGUGAGACCGUGGGCCGAGACGACAGCACAAACCACCUCCUCCUAUGGAGGGUGUGACCCUGUCCACCGUGGCCCAGGACUCGCCCACCCACCCGCCCUCCGCCUGCUUGCCUCUUCCAAGCCCACCGGCAGACCCUCACACGAGUGUCUCACCGGGGCACACCCGUGCCUGCACAGACUGCCUCCCAUCCUUGUGGAAGCAUUGCCAAUGGAGCACCUGCUGGCCAGCGGGGUCUAGGCCUUUCCCAGCCCUCUGGCUGCUCCGGUGCACCCAGUCAUGAUGGGAGGGUGGAGAGGGGGCAUGUGGGCUGCCCAGGACCUCUGUCCCUGGAGCUUCUACCAAAGACACGGCCGGGCCUGGACCCCACAGGGCUGGGGAGGGCCAUGUGCAAUAUUUGGAGGGUUUUCCUGGGGACAGUGGGAGGGCUGGGGGAUGGAAUCCUUUCCCGUGUACAGUAUUUAUGUUUCUUUUUAGAUGUGUACCUUCCCAAGCACUUAUUUAUGCAAUGACCUGGGGCAGGGAGUGAUUGGAGAAAAUAACAGAAGAGGGAAAAAAAACCCUGCCCUGGGAGUCACCCUGGGACCCCAACCAGCCUUCCUGGAGGGACCGGUCCCCCUCAUUAUGUACGCACACACACACUGCAUGUUUGGGGCACUGAAACACUGCCCCUUAACAUAAACUUUCCACGGCCUUGUCCUGACUGGGUUGCCCUCCAGUAUCCAGAGCAAAGGACCAAGUCCCCUCAGUCAUCCAGAACAAAGCGAUGACCGGGGGGGUGGGCAGUGACUCCCAUCCGGGGGGCUUCCCCAGGCUCGGCGUUUCCUUGCUUGUUGGCAGUGCCUUUAGCGGUUUCCGAAUGUGGGAACCCUGUCGGGGCCUCGUCCAGGGCCCUCUCCUGGCCUGAGCAGGGAAGGGGCCCUCGCUGUCUGCACAUUGCCCCCCAGCCCCUGUGUCUCAUGCACUGGCACACAUGGUCACCGCAGAGGGUGGGCCUAGAGGCCCCUCACUCUGACCACUGACUCCCUCUCUCCACAUCCUCCCCUGGCAGCGGCAGCCCUUCCAAGGACACCCAAAGCUGAGGGGCCACACAUGGCCUCCCUGGCUGGGAAGGCCACUCUGGAGACUAGCUUCCUCUGCCCCCACCCCCCCACCCCCAAACCGCAGAAGCCAGUCUGACCCCAGCCCCACGCUUCUUCAGCUGCAGCUCCAAAGGUCUGGUGUCAGAUGGGGUUUGUUUGGUUCUGUUUUUGUUUGGGGUGGGUGGGUCAUUGCGGUCUUAGAUUAUGUUUUUCUUGCUACCAAACAGUCAUGUAUUAACUUUCCUUGGAUGAUGAAGUUUAAAGAGUCAAUAAAUAGAAACACCAAACAACUGGUCCCCAUCGGCAGCCACAGAGGCCUCCUGCCAGCAACCUCCGAGCUCCCCAGCUGCGUGGGCUCCCCGACAACUACCCACUUGGACAGACAGAGUAGGACUCAGAGACCCAGAAGAGUGCUGCAGUGGCAAGGCGGCCACUGACGUGCUGUGUUAUCUCAGGCAGGUCACUGUGUCUCUGUGGGCUGCAGCUUCCGCAUCAGGAAAACCAGGAGUUCUGCUAGUCAGAUGCUUUAUAACCAGGGUGCAUUUUAGAGUCCCUUACAGGUUAACAUUGUAAAUACAAAGCAUGAUACAUAAAUUAUGUGUAUGUAAAUACACAUUCCCAGGCUCCCCCAGCUCCUGAGUCAGUAGGCCUGGGAUAAAGCUUGGGAAUCUGAAGCUGACACAUGCUACAAGGAAAAACUAGGCAAAUGUGAGCCUGUCUACAGCUCCUACAAGAAUUGGUGCUCUCCAGCAAAGCCUCAGGAGGCUCAGAAUCUGACAGGCCACGGUGAGCAGGGGAGAUUCCAAGUCGCUGUGAUUUCUGGUCAUUAAAUCAGACAUGAGAAUGCAAAGGCUGACUACACAGGACUGUUCCUCGCAGGGGCACAGAGCCCUUUCCACCAGGGCGCACCAGCAAGACGUAAGGUGAUGACUUCUAGAAAAAGAACAAAUCAGGCUUCAGCUCUCUUGAACACACGUUUGAACAUUUUCCAACCCAAACAAUUAAGACUUUACAGAAAUCAUUUGCUAAAGAGGCGUGCAGGCUCACACUUGGCACACUGGUAUUCACGUAUCUGAGUUCUGCCAAGCCCUUGAUGCCAUGGGACAGACAUGAAACAUCUGGCAGCAUCACUACUGGGAAGAUCUGGAGGAGAGGGGAACAGAAAACAGAUACAUCACAGAGUAGAAGGCUACAUUCACAUGGAAUUUGAUGAAAUGGCAUAGAAGGAGCACAGGUUUUGAAGCUGAACAGAAACUUAGACUUUGCCACUAAUUGGCUAUGCAGCUUUGGAUGAGUUGUAUUCCCUCUGAGCCUCCAUCUCAUCAUCUGAAAAUUGGGGUUGAUAAUCCUUUCCCCCACAGGACUGUUGGUUGGUGUGCACAGAUCUUUGGAUUGCAAGGAAGAGAUUUGUUCUGCCCAGAAAUAAAGGGGGCGCUGACUAGUGGAAACGUGAACUAGAAUCAAAUAGCUGUUAGCACAGUGGCCCAUGUACUGCUGCCCCAUCUUAAGACCCCUGGACUCUCCACCUUGAGUGUCUGAUUCCUGCCUCACCACCAGCCAGCUGCCAUUUUCUGCUUCACAACUUCUGCUGCCUGAGGCCCUCUUCUGCCUCUGGACAGACUUCACUUUCAGCACUGGUUAUCCAAGGCCAGAUCCUCAGCAUUUUCCCUAAUAAGCCUCAGUAGGAAUGGGCCCGGCCCAGCCCGCUGCUCCUUAGAAGGCCACAUCCCAGGACACCGGGCAGCCUGUGGAGAGAUGAGCAGCCCUGAGCAGGUCAGCUGUGGGCAGGGCGGUCCUGGGAUGCACGAUCGAUCGCUAGGCACCCGGCCUAGGGGAGAACCUAGAAGGAUCAGCUCCUCCAAAGCAGUGGUUCUCAAUCUUGCCUGCACAUUGUAAUCACCUGGGGGGUCCAGGUCACAUUCCAGACCAAUUAGAUCAGAAUUCUGAGGGUGGGACUGACCCAAGUGUCAGUCAUAUUUGUAGGAAAACUUUUAAGUGAAGUAUAACAUUUGUACAGAAUGGUACUCAAGUCAUUAGUGGGCUGCUAGAUAAGUUUAUUAAUAAACACACCCAGAUUAAGAAACCGAACAUUCCACCACUUGAAAGCUCCCACGUACCCCCACCUACUCUCCCCUUCUAGGGUAACUACCAUGCUGGCUUCUGACACUGUGGUUUAGUUCUGCUAGUGAGGCGGAGAACCACUGUUUUAAAGGGCACAGCCAGGGACUUCCCUAGCAGUCUAGUGGUUGGGACUCUGCACUGCCACUGCCGUGGGCCCAGGUUUGAUCCCUGGGUGGGGAAGAUCCCACAAGCCAUGCCACUGGGGUGGAGGUAGUGGGACUCGGGUUUGAUGUGAGGAGUGAAGGAACAGCUUGAGUCAAUGCAAAGAAGGGUCAGGAAACCUGGAGCAAGAGGUCUGAGGUGUAGGCCCAGCUGGAGCAGUGGGGAAAGAGGAAAAGGCCAGGGAAGCCAGAAUGUGAGCUCUGCAAGGGGGAUGUUUGCUCACUGCCCCAUCCCCAGGCCACCUGCAGUGCCUGACACAAAGUACGUGCUCAAUAAAUGUUUAGUUAAAUCUAGAGAA
Molecule: messenger RNA, 10617 nt
Organism: Bubalus bubalis (water buffalo)
Lineage: Eukaryota; Metazoa; Chordata; Mammalia; Artiodactyla; Bovidae
Gene: ARHGEF17
Product: Rho guanine nucleotide exchange factor 17
Exons: 21
Coding region: 825-7013 (2062 amino acids)
Biological process (GO): actin cytoskeleton organization
Molecular function (GO): protein binding; guanyl-nucleotide exchange factor activity
Source: RefSeq, a predicted model, not a curated record